GGGUGUGGUGGGCAACUGGGGGGCAGGCUGUUGGUUUUAGGGGGCAGCUGAGGUUGUAUAUAUGUCAAAUGCCCAAAAGAGAUCAGUGGAGUUUCCCUGUAACUCACUGGCUGUAUCUAUCCAUCCAUCUCAUUCUUUGGUUCAAGACUUUAGUCCCCAAAACCAGCUAUGACUUUCUACAAACACUCAGGUCCCCGCAGCUAUAUGAGCUCCACUAUGACAGAUCGCUUUGACUGCUUUUACUGCAAAGAUAACCUGCAGGGUAAAAAAUACAUCAACAAAGAUGAUAAGCACGUGUGCGUGCGCUGCUUUGACAAACUCUGCGCCAACACCUGCGCUGAAUGUCGCAGACCUAUAGGCGUCGAUUCAAAGGAGCUGACUCACAAGAACCGCCACUGGCACGAGGGCUGCUUCCGUUGCGCCAAAUGCUCCAAGUCGCUGGCCAACGAGCAGUUUGCUGCCAGAGAUGAUGGAAAGGUCAUGUGUGAUAGAUGCGGAGCUCGCGAGGACUCAGCGCGAUGCCAGGCCUGCUACAAAUUGGUUUUGCCAAGUUCUAAGAAUGUGGAAUACAAGAAUAAAGUCUGGCACGAAGAGUGUUUCAUCUGCUUUGAAUGCAAGCAGCCCAUCCGCAGCAAGACCUUUUUGACUAAAGGUGAUGAUAUGUACUGCGGUCCCUGCCACGAGAAGAAGUUUGCCAAGAACUGUGCCCGCUGUAAAGAGCCCAUUACCUCAGGCGGGAUUAGCUAUCAGGAUAAGCCCUGGCACUCUGAAUGCUUUGUGUGCCACACAUGCAAGAAGCCUCUGGCUGGAGCUCGUUUCACUGCCCAUGAAGAUGAUUUCUACUGUGUGAACUGCUAUAAGGCUGAUGUGGCCAAAAAGUGCUCUGGAUGUCAGAAUCCCAUUACAGGGUUUGGGAAAGGGACCAACGUGGUGAACUACGAAGACAAGUCCUGGCAUGAAUACUGCUUUAACUGCAAAAAAUGCUCUCUGUCCCUGGCAAACAAGCGCUUUGUCAUCAAAGAAGAGCACAUCUACUGCACUGACUGCGCCAAAAAACUGUGAUGGCCUAAAUGAAAGAUUAAUAAUGCAACGAACGAAAUUAAGAUCGAAAAAGGCAUCAAAAUUUAGUAUAGCUUUGAGUGUUUAACUAAACAGAAGAUCAGUGAUAUUGUUGUGAAUAAAUCACUGUAGGAAACUAUUUUGUAAAAAACUGAUGAGUACAACUAUCAUAAACAUAUUAGCAGUUUUUGCAAAGCUUUGGUGAAAUUGUAAACUGAUGUAAUGGAAAUACAAUGAGCAUUGCUUUUAAAAAUAUUUUAGUAUAGCUUCAUGAUGCUUUGUUAAGUAUAUCUUUUAAUUUGUGCCUUGCUUGUAGUGAUCAACCGAUGUUUUUCUUUUUUUAAGGACUGAUUUUUUUUAAGGAAGCAAUGUGGCCAAUUGGCUGCUAUAACACAAUUUUGUAACAAUGAUUUAUCGGUCAAUUGCAGCAAUUAAAAAUUAAAAUAUCUGCCGAUACAUCGGGGCACUGCAAUAUAUCGGUCUAUCACUACUUGUUAGGUUCUUUGAAUUGUUGACAUUAACAUGUUAGUUUUAAAUCCUCAAUAUUAAAUCUUACAUUUAAGCAGUGUGAUAGAUUGAAAAUAAAAUAUCCUGCCAAUAAAUCCGCAACAUGUACACUUAUUAAGUAAAGUAAUAAAUGACUGCAAACAACAA
Misgurnus anguillicaudatus (oriental weatherfish) is the source of this 1713-nucleotide messenger RNA. It is a transcript of the gene fhl1a, whose product is annotated as four and a half LIM domains 1a. Gene Ontology annotation, molecular function: transmembrane transporter binding. Gene Ontology annotation, biological process: muscle organ development. Lineage: Eukaryota; Metazoa; Chordata; Actinopteri; Cypriniformes; Cobitidae. The record is from RefSeq and is a predicted model, not a curated record.